AUCCUGUCGUUGGGGUUGUAUAUAUAUAUGUUGCAUUUACAAGUAGCAAAUUAUGUUAGGCAGUGACACAAUCUCUAUGUGGCAUUAUUGAGAUUUCAUUAAAAGUACUGGCUUCGUGAUCACUCUUUCAGAAAUUUUGGACAUGUGAUUCAUCUGAUUUUUUCUAUUUUUAUUUUUAGCUUUUAUCUGAAAAUUGGAAAAAACAGAUUUUCUGGCAUUCUUUGGCGUUUCUUCAUAUGAACUAUAUAAAACAAUGUGAAACAACUUUUAUUUAAUCAGUGCGUAACAAUUCACUUAUGGUCAAUAUUAAAAUAAAAAACAUUUUCCAAUCAGAUUCCAAAAAUGGGAAAUGAUGAAAAUAUAGUUAAUAAGAGACAAAAUUGAAUCUUAAAUUUUUAAUGUUUGGUUAUGAUCAGUUAUUUUUUUUCAAUAAAUGUGGUGAUGUUAUAAAUAUUGGAAUAUAUAUUAAAAGGUUCAAUGUAUUAUAAUUAUAUAAAACUAGUUAUAACUCUGUUAAAGUCUAUGGCAAUACAACCAUCAGAAAAAUCCAUAGGAAUUUCCCUACUGCUACAUGUUGCUACCACCUAUGGCCCGUUGACGGGAGGUUGGGUGUUAUAAUAUAAAUUUUAAAUAUUUAGAGGUUAUGCAAUGUUAACAAAUGACAAAAAAAACAACCUACCUAAAUUAUCGAAGAAUGAAAGAAAGAUAGCAAAGAAACAUCAUAAGAAAUCUUUGAACCUUUUAAAGGAGUACGGUUCUGGAAUUCAACUCUCUGAUGAUUCAACUCCUGAUUUGUUUAUUGGAAAUGGUGGUUUAUUAUGUGGAAUGAGUCGAAAAGACAUUUUAUCAUUAUUUAGUAAAUUCGGACCAAUAUCAAAGCUUAUAAUGUUACCUAAAAAAUCAUUUUGUUUUUUAUCCUUCAAGACGGUUCAGUCAAGUAGAGAAGCCUUUACUGCUCUAGACGGCCAUGUCAUGCAUUCUACUACUGGCAUAUCUUCUCCAUUAUAUUUGAAAUUUUUGAAGAAUCCUGUAGAUCAUAUUGUGUUUGAUGGAGAUGUGCAAUAUCCUGUUGUAGGAAAUCCAAAAGCUAUUCAAGAUCUUAUUCUUCAAGAAGAGUUUAUUACUGAAGAAUAUGAAAAAGAACUUAUAAAUUAUUUUGAAAUGAAACAAGUUCAUAAUGGAGAUGAAAAUUUGCUAAAACAUCGCAAGGUAAAGCAUUUUGGGUAUGAAUUCUUGUACGGGAGCAACAAUAUUGAUCGAUCUAAACCAUUAGCUGAGAAGAUACCCGAAAAAUGCAAGGCACUUAUUGACAAAAUGCUCGAACGCAAACUGAUUGAAUUUAUCCCCGAUCAGUUAACAGUCAACCAAUAUGAACCAGGACAAGGUAUACCAGCACAUGUUGACACACACUCAGCUUUUGAAGAUGGCAUAAUUUCGCUUAGCUUGAAUUCACAAGUAACAAUGGAAUUUGUACACCCUAAUGGACAUAUUACUCCUGUACUUCUGCCCAGAAGAAGUUUGCUUGUAAUGAGAGGUGAAUCAAGAUAUCUGCUAUCGCACAGGAUAACUCCUCGAAAAUUUGAUGUUGUUUACCAACAAGAUGAGGGCGCAGAAAGCUCUGACGCAGUCCAUUUAACUGUCAAAGAACGAAACAGACGGAUUUCGUUAACAUUUCGCAAAAUUUUACAUAAGCCAUGCAAUUGUAAGUACGUCACGAAAUGCGAUUCUCAAUUAGCUGAACAAAAAAUAACAAAGACUGAGUUAAAACUACCUCACUCAUCGAGCGAAGCAACCUGUUUGGAAGGCGAGCAUGUGUAUAAAGUAUACGAGGAAAUAGCGGAUCAUUUUAGUGGUACCAGACAUUCUCCAUGGCCGAAAGUAAAAGAAUUCCUGUGUAAUCUACCUGCCGGUUCUCUAGUUGCUGAUGUGGGUUGUGGCAACGGUAAAUAUUUGGGCGUUAACCCAAAACUGAUCACGUUAGGUUCUGAUCGUAGUUUGAAUUUGGCAAAAAUAUGCGUUGAACGGAACUUUGAAGUGACGGUAGCCGAUUGUUUACACACACCAUACAGGACGAGCAGUUUUGAUGCUUGCCUAUGUAUAGCGGUUAUUCAUCAUCUUUCAACUCUGCAAAGGAGACUACAAGCUCUCGAAGAACUUGUGAGAAUAACUCGUGUAGAUGGAUCCAUUUUAGUAUAUGUUUGGGCAUUAGAACAAAAUUUGAACGAGUCUGUUGGAACAAUAUGUGAAUUAGACGGAGCUGGUAAAAAUAGUACGAACGAAAACGAAUGUUGCUCGAAUUUAAACGAGGAAUGUGUCUCGUCCUCCAAGCCUAAAGAAUGCGAGGAUAAUAGUAAUGAUUGUCAUAUAGAAGUGAGCGAAGGACGAAACGUGUUUCAACAACAAGAUCUGUUAGUUCCAUGGCAUCUGAAAGAAAACCAAAAGACAGAAAAUAAAAACACUGCGGGUGAGAAAAAGGAGAACAAAGUAUUUCAUCGUUUUUAUCACGUGUUUAAACAAGGUGAAAUCGAAGAUUUAUGUUCUCGAGUAAAUAACGUUUCUAUCGAGCGAGUGUACUACGAUCGUGGAAACUGGUGUGUUAUAUUAAAGAAAUUGUCUAUUUGACAAUUUGUAAUUUUUAUAAAAAAAGAAUAUUUACUUAUCCUUAAAAA
Molecule: messenger RNA, 2669 nt
Organism: Hydractinia symbiolongicarpus
Lineage: Eukaryota; Metazoa; Cnidaria; Hydrozoa; Anthoathecata; Hydractiniidae
Product: alkylated DNA repair protein alkB homolog 8-like
Exons: 6
Coding region: 649-2622 (657 amino acids)
Biological process (GO): tRNA wobble uridine modification
Cellular component (GO): cytoplasm; nucleus
Molecular function (GO): S-adenosylmethionine-dependent methyltransferase activity; tRNA binding
Source: RefSeq, a predicted model, not a curated record